Molecule: messenger RNA, 759 nt
Organism: Limanda limanda (common dab)
Lineage: Eukaryota; Metazoa; Chordata; Actinopteri; Pleuronectiformes; Pleuronectidae
Exons: 2
Coding region: 1-759 (252 amino acids)
Molecular function (GO): zinc ion binding; nucleic acid binding
Source: RefSeq, a predicted model, not a curated record
AUGAAAUGUUUUGAGUGCGGGGAGGAGGGGCACCUGGCCCGCUCCUGCCCGGGGAAGGGUGGAGCGCGUCGGGCUCCGGCCGCGGCAGCUCCAGCUGCGGCUGAGGCAGCGGCAGCUCCGGCUGCGACAGCUGCCCCCGCUGCCACUGGCGAGGAGCCUCCGAGAACAGCCCAGCCCGAGGCUGCUGUUGGCGGUGCUCUGCCUACAGAGCCUCCCGCUCCUCUGGUGGAGGGGGGGGUUCCGGAGACUGAGGUGGCCUCCGAAGCCCCGGAGAGUCCGCUCCCGGAGGUGGGAGCCCAGGGGGGAACCCCCCCUACAAACAGUCACUCUGAGCAGGCAAGGAAAAAAAACGACAGCCAGCCAGAGCCAAUCGAAAUAGAUGAAUCUGAGAUGGAUGAUGAUAUGAGUGAGGAAGAAAUGUUUAAAAUGUCACAAAAGAGGAAAAAUUCGGGGACUGGGCACAACAAUGCAAAAGCAAGCAAGGCAAGGAUGAGGUCCAGCCAGGGGAGUGUGAUCCCCUCUCAGGUGCGGCGGGGGACCCGCGGGGGACCGGCGGGGGACCCGCUGGAUCGUGCUCCAAGCUGCGAUCCGGCUGAGUCAAUGGACGGUUUACUUGAACCGCUGGGUCACGGAGCCGAGAAGGAGGCAGGCCUGGAGCCGCGUGAUGCCGCGAUGUUGAAGCUGAGCGAUGAGGAAGUCGGCCUCCCCGUAGACUCGUCAGGUUCGCUCGGCGGAAGCUCCUGCACCGACGAUCCGUAG